AUGUGGUGUUGCUUGUAUUUCGCAAUAAUUUUUUUCCCAGUUGCUUUGGGCAAAACAUGGUUUUGGUACCACUGAUCAGGAUUGGGGUUUUGUGACCGUUAGGGAAAAAGCUCACAUGUUUUGGUGGCUCCAUUAUACAACAGCGAAGGUUGAAAAAUAUACGGAUAAACCUCUGAUUAUCUGGUUGCAAGGUGGACCAGGAUCGUCUUCCACUGGAUACGGAAAUUUUGCUGAACUGGGACCAUUGGAUUUGAGUUUAGAACCCAGAAUUUAUUCCAUUUGGCUGUUCCACACUAUAUUUUUUUUUAUAUUUUAACAUAUUUUUCUAAUUGUUUUAGGUUUUGGCUAUGUAGACAGCAGUAAUGCCUAUGUGCAAAACAAUACUCAAAUUGGAAAAGACUUUUUGGUAUUUCUAAAGCAAUUUUUUGAAUCAGUACCUGAAUUUAAAACGGUGCCGUUGUACAUAUUUUGUGAAUCAUAUGGUGGAAAAAUGACUGCUGAAAUUGCUUUGGUUAUUGAUAAGGCUAUCAAGAAUGGUGAUAUCCGAGCCAACUUAAAGGGUGUAGGUUUAGGAGACUCCUGGAUAUCUCCAGUUGAUUCAAUUUUGACAUAUGCUCCAUACCUAUUAACUCUUGGACAAAUAGAUCAACAGGGAUACAAUUUAAUCAUGGAAGUAGCAAAUAAACUCAAAUCUGCAGUGGACCAAAACGAUAUGACGACAGCUAUGGAUUUGUGGGAUUCAAUUGAUUUCAAUAUUAAUUCCUUAACUCAUACAGAUUUUUAUAACGUUUUAACAAUGGCUCCAUCAGAUUCAUCAAAUACGCUAAAGAAAUUUGGACCGAUAAGAAGCUACAACUUAAAAGAAGAAUUAGAUUUGGGCAUAAUAAUGAACAGAGGAGUUGCACCAGCUCUUAAUAUUUCACGAGAAUGGGUGAAUCAAAAUGACAAUGUGUAUAACUGGCUUGCAGAUGAUUUUUUAAACCCCGUUACCGAAGUUGUAGAAAAACUUCUUAACGAAACUGACCUUACUGUUGCAGUAUAUAAUGGCCAAUUAGAUUUAAUUGUAAGCACCCUUGGUACACUAAAUUGGGUAAAAAAUCUUCAUUUCAACGGUAAAGACAGUUGGGAUGCCACUUCCAAAGUUGGAUUUGCAAUUGAUGGAUACUAUCAAGGAUAUGUUAAAAAACAUGGAAACUUCGCGUUGUAUUGGGUAGAUAGAGCAGGACACAUGGUGCCCAGAGACAAUCCUUCUGCAAUGUAUUAUAUUUUAAAAGACGUCACUAACAACUUUGAAGUAUAA
This is a messenger RNA of Psylliodes chrysocephalus, 1300 nucleotides long. Lineage: Eukaryota; Metazoa; Arthropoda; Insecta; Coleoptera; Chrysomelidae. The record is from the annotation of a GenBank genome assembly.